CUAGGUUAGGCUGGCAGUGGCACGAACACACUGUUUACAAUCCCAUAAUCCUCUAAAAAUGGCACAACUUUUAGUUUAACAUUUUGAGUAAGUUGGCGGAAAGCAACUUGCUGCGACAGUCUUUGACGAACUUUUUAUUAAUGCUAUCACAGUAAACAAUACGAAAAAAUAAAUAUAUUGCCAUUGCGACUUGUGUCACUGUGUGGUGUUCAGAUUCAUAAUUACACUUAUAGGCUUGGACUUGGAUAUCAUUACCAAUCAAAAUGGAGAGUUCGGAUGCUCCUAAGCCCCAUUACAGAACAUUGGAGGAUGAACGCCUUACAGCGGAUGAAAUGGAUGAGCAAAGGAAGAGAAAUAUUGCCUAUGAAUAUCUUUGUCAUCUGGAAGAAGCGAAAAUCUGGAUUGAAGCCUGUAUCAAUGAAGAGCUGCCAACAACAACAGAACUAGAAGAAGGUUUAAGAAAUGGUGUCUAUUUGGGCAAGUUGGCUCAUUUCUUUGCCCCUAAUGUUGCCCCACUUAAGAAGAUCUAUGACAAAGAGCAGACUCGAUACAAGAGCCGAGGUCUUCACUUUCGUCACACAGAUAAUAUCAAUCAUUGGUUGAGAGCCAUGGAGGAAAUUGGUUUGCCAACUAUAUUUUAUCCAGAGACGACAGAUAUCUAUGAUAGGAAAAAUAUGCCUCGUGCUGUCUACUGUGUCCAUGCUCUAAGUCUAUUCCUUUUUAAGCUGGGCCUGGCACCACAGAUACAAGAUUUAUAUGGGAAAAUAAAAUUUACAGAGGAAGAAAUCAGUGCAAUGAGAAAGGAGCUUGAUAAAUAUGGUAUCCAGAUGCCAGCAUUUAGUAAAAUUGGAGGUAUAUUAGCCAAUGAAUUAACAGUGGAUGAUGCAGCACUUCAUGCUGCAAUCAUUGCUAUCAAUGAAGCUAUUGACCAACAGGUGGCAUCCGAUACGUACACAAAGUUGCAGAACCCAUCGGCCAUGUUGAUCAACUUAGACUCAGCCAGUCAAGAAGAAUAUCAGGAAGCUCUGUACGCAGCCAAAGCUAUUAAAGCUGAAAAUGCUCGGAACAAAAGUAUUGACCCAGAGAGUACCUAUGAAGUAGAUGCUUAUGAUGAACUGUUGACGCAGGCAGAGAUACAAGGCAACAUCAGUAAAGUGAAUACCAAUCAAGCAUUAAACAAGAUUCACUUAGCCCUUCUUAGUAAUGACAAAUCAGCUUUGUUGGCAGCUCUACAGUCUCCUGCUCUGGGGAUCAAAAAUGUUCAGCCAGAUAAUAUUGACUUUUACUUUGACAAACUGGCACAAAUAAGGAUGGAUAAAUCAGAGGGUGUGGAAGCUGAUAUCACAUUAAGUAAAGAAGAAGUGCAGGCAGCUGUCAAUGAAUCAAACCUUGAGGCUGAUGUGGAGUACCAAAGAGUCCAGACAGCUCUCUUAGUGAACAAAGCUUUAAAUGAGGGAAAUGCUGAUUUGUUGAUGAAAGCUUUGCAAAAUCCUGCUGUCAAACUGACCACUGUCCAUUCUGAGGCUUCCCAGUUGUACCUGGAGGAACUUAAAAAUAUGAAGGAUGAGAAAGGUGCAGACCUGGAAUUGGAUGAAAUUGACCCUGCAUUAUUAGUGAUACUGGCAGUUGUAGCCAUCAACAAAGCUAUAGAUGUUGGCCACCCUCAAGCAACAUUCAAUGCUUUACUUAACCCCGCGGCUCACAUCACAGAUCUAGAUGAGCACAAUGACGAAAAAUAUCAGGCCAGUCUGGCAACUCAAAAAUCAAAUAAAGCAGACCAAGCUAAUCCAUACCUAACCCAUGCCGAAAUAGUGGCCAGUAUUGUUAGUGUCCAUGAUCAGGUCCAUGAAGAACAUGAAAGAAUACUGGCCAUCUCUCUGAUCAAUGAGGCUAUUGACAAGGGAGAUGAGAAUGAGACGGUGCGAGUACUUCAGCUCCCUGCUGCCAAACUCAGAGACAUUCACGAUGAGGAAGCAUUCCACUAUCAAGUUCUCUUGGCUAGACAGAAAGACAAAAAAGCCGAGUCCAGUCAAGAUGAAGCAGCUGUUUUGUGGUUGGAUGAAAUACAAUCUUGUGUGGACAAAGGAAACUCUAACACAUUAGAGGGACUCAGAGUAUCUCAGGGGGUUGCUGCUGUCAACAAAGCUCUUCAAGAUGGUGAUAACCUUCUGGCAGCCUUGACCUCUCCUGAGCUUAACAUUCAUUCUGUGACUGGAGAAUGUAUUGAUGGCUAUCAGCAGGCUCUUUUGGAAGCUGUCGAAAAGUCUUCACAACAAGGGGAAACAGGAAGUGGCUGGAUGAUGAACAGAGUUAGGGAUGGAUCCAAGUUUUUCUACAAUGUCCACACUGGUCAGCAUGCCUGGACAAGGGGAGACACCAUCAUCAAGGACUACUCUUUGUUGACUAGAGAAGAAUUGCAGCGUGUUGUGUCUGAGGUAACGGCCAAACAUGACAGAGAAAUGCUGUUCAAAGCCAAUGAGGGACUCAUCACUAAGAUCCAGGCCAACAUGAGAGGCCACUUGGCCCGCAAGGCAUACAAGGAGAGGGUCAACUUCAUGAAGAAACAAUUACCCGCCAUAAUCAAGAUUCAGGCUUGCUGGCGAGGUGCCAAACAACGCCACAAGUACAAAGAUCGUUUGAAUUACAUCAAAGACAACACAGAUUCAGUCAUACUUCUCCAGUCUUAUGUCAGAAUGUGGCGUGCCAGAAAAGCUUAUCAGGACAGAUUACAGUAUUUCAAACAAAAUGAAGAUGCCAUAAUUAAAAUUCAAGCUUUCUUCCGGUCCAAUCUGGCAAGACAAGAUUAUAAAGCAUUAACUACUGACAAGAACCCAUCUCUGGCUGUUGUCAGGAAGUUUGUUCACUUGCUAGAUGCCAGUGACAAUGAUUAUACAGAGGAGUUAGAACUUCAAAAACUUCGUCAGCAAGUUGUUGCCGAGAUUAGAUCCAACCAGCAGCUGGAACAAGAUUUAGAUCAAAUGGACAUUAAAAUUGGCCUCUUGAUCAAGAAUAGAAUUACUCUGCAGGAUGUAGUCACUCACAAUAAAAAGUUAGCCAAGCGUGGCGAGGAGAGUGCUCGUGGAGGGGGCCUGAAAGCCUUGAGUAAAGAAAAUCACGAACGUUUGGAAAAAUACCAACACUUGUUCUACUUGCUGCAGACGUCUCCCAAUUAUCUGGCCAAACUUAUCUUUGAGAUGCCCCACAUCCGUACCACAAAGUUUAUGGAAGCUGUUAUCUACUCCCUUUUCAACUAUGGUGCCAACCAGCGAGAGGAAUACCUGCUGACCAAAUUAUUCCAGAAAGCUCUAGAAGAAGAGAUCAACUCCAAGGUUGAUAAAAUGACUGACAUUGUCACUGGGAAUCCACUGGUAGUUAAAAUGAUAGUUGGCUUCAACAGAAAUCAACGAGGUCAGAAUGCCUUGAAAGAAAUGUUGAAUCCUAUCAUCACUCGUGUAAUAGAAGACAGAAAUUUGCGUAUCAACACUAACCCUGUGGAAGUUUAUAAAGCCUGGGUAAACCAGACAGAGUCAAGUACUGGACAAGCUAGUGAGCUCCCAUACGAUGUGUCUACAGAGCAAGCUCUGACUCAUGAGGAGGUCAGAGUUCAGAUAGAGGAGACUAUCAAACGCCUGCAGGACAUCACUGACCUAUUUUUAAACAAAAUAUUGACAUCAUUAGACAGCAUUCCCUAUGGCAUGAGAUACAUGGCCAAAGUCAUGAGGGAGUGCUUGAUGAAGAAAUUCCCAGAUGCUGCGGAAAAAGAUGUUCUGAAGAUUGUAGGUAACUUGUUGUACUACAGAUACAUCAAUUCUGCCAUUGUGGCACCAGAUGCCUUCGACAUUGUCAAUGUGGGGGCAGAGAAAGCUCUGACUAACGACCAGAGGAGAAACCUGGGCUCCAUUGCCAAGAUUCUCCAGUUUGCAGCUUCUAAUAAAGGGUUUGGAGGUGAAAGUGCUUACCUGGCCAGUAUGAAUGACUAUAUUAGAAACGCUCAUGAAAAAUUCAAGAAGUAUUGCCUGGCAGCGUGUGACGUGGAAGAGCCAGAAGUCAGAUUUAAUGUUGACCAGUACAGCGAUGUCACCAUGAUUACAAAACCAGUAGUGUAUAUUUCAGUUGGGGAAAUUGUUGAUACUCACCAGCUUUUGCUGCUCCAUGAGCAAACCAUUGCACCUGAUGCCUCUGACCCUGUGCAUGAGUUACUGGAGGAUCUUGGGGAGGCCCCCACCAUUGAUGAGUUGCUGGGCACUGAACUGACUGGAGAUGAUGCCACCAAAGAUGCCCUGAGAGCCCAAAUGGCCAAAACAGAAAUCUCCUUGACCUUGUCCAACAAGUUUGAUAUACAUCACACAGACGACAAAGCAGACAUGAAAUCAUUACUAAUAAGAACAAAGCGCAUGAUAGUGGAUGUUAUUGCCUGCCAACCAGGGGACAAUCUGGUGGUCAUCUUGGACUCCCCCUGCAACCAACAGCAGGAGGAACUGCAUCAGGCUCUGGUCAAGAAGAGAGAUCUGAUUGACAAGAAAGUGGCUCAGUCUCAGACAGAAGGAAAGAAGCUGAUGAGGCACGCCUCCAUCUUGGGAGACACGAGGCUGCCGAUAGAAGUUAUGAAAACUAAGGUCAAGGCCAACCUCCAAGCCCUUGAAUUAGCAGGUAUGGUCAGCAGACAGAACAAGUAUCAGGAUCUUCUCAAUGCCAUAGUCCAGGAUAUUCGCAACCAGAGGCGUUACAGAAACAACCGUAAACAGGAACUGAUGAGGCUACGCUCUACUAUCAAGAGUUUAAGUGAAAAGCGUACCUUUUAUGAGUCGCAGAUUGAUUACUACAAUCAGUAUGUUAAAACUUGUUUGGACAAUCUCCAGAGUAAAUCAAAGAAAAACCGUAAGUCUGGUUUGUUCCGCCGAGAUGAUAAACGUAAAGGAUCUGUGACCUACACAGCAGCUCGUCUUUAUGAAAAGAAAGUUGUUUUGGAGAUUGAAGGUCUGCCCCAGAACCAGUUUAAGAAUGUGAUGUUUGAGAUCAGCUCAACUGAUGACCCGGGUGUAUUUGAUGUGAAUGCUAAGUUUAUGGGAGUCAAUAUGGACAAAGUGGAGUUAGUAUUUCAGGAUCUACUUCAACUCCAGUAUGAAGGUGUCGCUGUCAUGAAAAUGUUCAACAAAGCAAAAAUUAAUGUCAAUCUUCUCAUUUUCCUUCUGAAUCGUAAAUUUUAUGGACGACAGCUUGGGAAAAAAUAAAAAUUCUUCUGCCGAAAUUUUUCUUGCAAGGGGCCAAAAAAAAAGACAA
This is a messenger RNA of Biomphalaria glabrata, 5280 nucleotides long. RefSeq names its product ras GTPase-activating-like protein IQGAP1. The coding region runs from base 264 to 5231 and encodes 1655 amino acids. Gene Ontology annotation, molecular function: actin filament binding; calmodulin binding; GTPase activator activity. The transcript is spliced from 41 exons. Gene Ontology annotation, cellular component: cytoplasm. Gene Ontology annotation, biological process: regulation of GTPase activity; regulation of actin cytoskeleton organization. The record is from RefSeq and is a predicted model, not a curated record. NCBI's taxonomy places the organism in Eukaryota, Metazoa, Mollusca, Gastropoda, Planorbidae.